AAAAACCUUGCUGACACGAACAGGGCCACCCAAAAUCGCUGAUGGUGCGAUUCGGGUUGAGGACGUGAUUUUUCAACAUUUGAUGUUACAGUAAAAAUGUCGCGAACUUGACACGGCUAGCAUGUGUCGGUACGUGGCGAUUGUCGCAUUAGCGAUGGUAGAGUUGAUGACGUGCGCUCCUCCUCCUCUCCGAGUGACAAUUGACUGUGGAUCUGACGAGGACCCUGCACAAUACUCGAAUUCAAGGUCAGCUGAGUUAUUUAGAAGUAAUUCACAUUUUGACGUUGACUCCUUCUGCAAUUUCAUUCACAACGCAAUUCCUCAAGUGGUUAAAGAUGGGAAGUUUGUCGUCGAACCAGAUCUUGACCAGGAGGGCCUGAGUGAUUCCCUCGCCCCAGUAGCCGUUGCUCCACCCAGUGGCUUCAUACCUAAACUAGUAUUCCCGAAAUUAAGACCUCCAAGACUAAGGACACCAACGUUGAAUACAGUUAAUGUACCAAAACUCAGACCUUUCCAUGGAACUUUGAAACCACCUAAAAUAGGAUCUCCAAUGUCAUUUCCUUCAUUUAGAUAUGAAGAACAAUCGAGCGCAGAAAGAUUGGAAAAGUUUAAAAAAGGUGUUCAGAAAAUGUUACAUUUUGUGAAAGUCUUGGGAAAAAUAGAUCAGUAUAUAUCGGAGAGGACAAGAAUUGUUAUCGAUAAGUUAACGAAGACAUUUUUAGAUUGAUUUGUUAAUAUUAUAAAUAUAGAAACUGCACUUUUACAAAUUUUUAAAAUGAU
Molecule: messenger RNA, 780 nt
Organism: Nymphalis io (European peacock)
Lineage: Eukaryota; Metazoa; Arthropoda; Insecta; Lepidoptera; Nymphalidae
Exons: 3
Coding region: 122-727 (201 amino acids)
Source: RefSeq, a predicted model, not a curated record